Mustela lutreola (European mink) is the source of this 10886-nucleotide messenger RNA. It is a transcript of the gene FLRT1, whose product is annotated as fibronectin leucine rich transmembrane protein 1. The transcript has 3 exons. The coding region runs from base 643 to 2667 and encodes 674 amino acids. The record is from RefSeq and is a predicted model, not a curated record. Gene Ontology annotation, molecular function: protein binding. Lineage: Eukaryota; Metazoa; Chordata; Mammalia; Carnivora; Mustelidae.
AAAAAAAAAAACUUGGUGAAGAAAAGGGGGUAAAAGCCACGCGGAAGCCUUUCAGAGGAGGCGGCGAGGCCGACAGACAAAAGGGCAAAAGUUGAAAGGGGACAGCGAGAGGCCACCUCGGCAGGAUGGACGCCGGGCUCUAGGGCAUGCCUGGGGAGCAGGAGCCCAGAACCCCCUCGGGUUGUGCACGGGAGUCCCGGGGCUGCAGGGGGUGCCUCGGCAGGCCCCCCAUGCAUGCCCCUCGCUCCGGGGGGAGAGGCCAGCGCCGCCUGGAGCCCAAGGGACAGAGUGUGCUACCCCAGGCCCGCGACCACGUCUGAGCGUGAGGGGCCCCGCAGAGCAGAGUGCGGGGCGUCCUCUCCACUCCCCGGGGCGCCCCUAGCUCCACGCAGCACCCCAGCCCUGCGGCCUGCACCUGAGUGCCAGGGCCGCAGGGUCGGCAUGUGAGUGUGUCCAGGCCCACCUCAACGGGAAGCAUCCAGAACAGAGAUCCCAGACAGGCCCAGCAGCUCAGGAGGGAUUUGCAUUCUCUGAAGUUCAGGACAUCCAGCCGCCCGGCACCGCCCAGACGGCCUACGCAGCGAGGUGAACUCGAGGUGUUGAGGCUGAUCAGGCGGGGCCCGGCGCCCCCAGCCAUCCACCAUGGUGGUGGCACCACCCACCGCCACCGCCACCACCACACCCGCUGCCACUGUCACGGCCACCGUCGUGAUGACCACGGCCACCAUGGACCUGCGGGACUGGCUUUUCCUCUGCUACGGACUCAUCGCCUUCCUGACGGAGGUCAUCGACAGCACCACCUGCCCCUCCGUGUGCCGCUGUGACAACGGCUUCAUCUACUGCAACGACCGGGGCCUCACCUCCAUCCCCACCGACAUCCCCGACGAUGCCACCACCCUCUACCUGCAGAACAACCAGAUCAACAACGCCGGCAUCCCCCAGGACCUCAAGACCAAGGUCAGCGUGCAGGUCAUCUACCUGUACGAGAAUGACCUGGACGAGUUCCCCAUCAACCUGCCGCGCUCGCUGCGGGAGCUGCACCUGCAGGACAACAACGUGCGCGCCAUCGCCCGGGACUCCCUGGCCCGCCUCCCGCUGCUGGAGAAGCUGCACCUGGACGACAACUCCGUGUCCACCGUCAGCAUCGAGGAGGACGCCUUCGCCGACAGCAAGCGGCUCAAGCUGCUGUUCCUGAGCCGGAACCACCUGAGCAGCAUCCCCUCGGGGCUGCCCCGCACGCUGGAGGAGCUGCGGCUGGACGACAACCGGAUCUCCACCAUCCCGCUGCACGCCUUCAAGGGCCUCCACAGCCUCCGGCGCCUGGUGCUCGACGGCAACCUGCUGGCCAACCAGCGCAUCGCCGACGACACCUUCAGCCGCCUGCAGAACCUCACCGAGCUGUCGCUGGUGCGCAACUCUCUGGCCGCCCCGCCGCUCAGCCUGCCCAGCGCGCACCUGCAGAAGCUGUACCUCCAGGACAACGCCAUCAGCCACAUCCCCUCCAAUGCGCUGGCCAAGAUGCACCAACUCGAGCGCCUGGACCUGUCCAACAACAACCUCACCACGCUGCCCCGCGGCCUCUUCGACGACCUGGAGAGCCUGGCCCAGCUGCUGCUGCGGAACAACCCCUGGUUCUGCGGCUGUAACCUCCUGUGGCUGCGGGACUGGGUGAAGGCGCGGGCGGCCGUGGUCAACGUGCGGGGCCUCAUGUGCCAGGGCCCCGAGAAGGUCCGGGGCAUGGCCAUCAAGGACAUCACCAGUGAGAUGGACGAGUGCUUCGAGACGGGGCCCCAGGGAGGCGCGGCCAACGCGGCUGCCAAGACCACGGCCAGCGACCGCGCCUUGGCCACCACACCCCAGGGCUCCCUCUUCACCCUCAAGGCCAAGAGGCCAGGGCUGCGCCUCCCUGACUCCAACCUUGACUACCCUGUGGCCACGGGCGAAGGCGCCAAGACCCUGGUCAUCCAUGUGAAGCCCCUGACGGCGGACUCCAUCCAUAUCACGUGGAAGGCCACGCUCCCCGCCUCCUCCUUCCGGCUCAGCUGGCUACGCCUGGGCCACAGCCCCGCCGUGGGCUCCAUCACGGAGACCCUGGUGCAGGGGGAUAAGACAGAGUAUCUGCUGACGGCACUGGAGCCCAAGUCCACCUAUGUCAUCUGCCUGGUCACCAUGGAGACCGGCAACACCUACGUGGCCGACGAGACGCCGGUGUGCGCCAAGGCCGAGACGGCAGACAGCUACGGCCCCACCACCACGCUCAACCAGGAGCAGAACGCUGACCCCAUGGCGGGCCUGCCCCUGGCGGGCAUCAUCGGCGGGGCCGUGGCCCUAGUCUUCCUCUUCCUGGUCCUGGGGGCCAUCUGCUGGUACGUGCACCGGGCCGGGGAGCUGCUGACCCGGGACCGGGCCUACAAUCGGGGCAGCCGGAAAAAGGACGACUAUAUGGAGUCCGGGACCAAGAAGGAUAACUCCAUCCUGGAAAUCCGCGGCCCUGGGCUGCAGAUGUUGCCCAUUAACCCUUACCGCGCCAAAGAGGAGUACGUGGUCCACACCAUCUUCCCCUCCAACGGCAGCAGCCUCUGCAAAGCCACGCACACCAUCGGUUACGGCACCACCCGGGGCUACCGGGACGGCGGCAUCCCCGACGUAGAGUACACCUACACAUGAUGCCUGCCGCGCCGCCGGCCGCCUCCGCCCCAGCUCCCGCCGCCUCCUGGCCUGGCCACGGUGCGGCUCCGCCCGGCCCGCUGCCAUCCCAUAGAGCAAGGAGAAGGAAUGCCAUGAUGACUUUCCUAGCAGAAAGCAAAGUUUGGGAAGGGUGGACACUUUUGUAGAACACAACAGCAGAAACAAGAUCUCUCUCUCUCUUUUUUUUUUUUUUUUUAAAGAAUAGAAGGCAGGAGGGGGAUUUGACGUUGCUGAAGACAUAAUUUAUACCAAAUUAUGCCUGUUGGGGAGGGAAGGACUAAAAAUAAUAUUGCAGGAAGGGUUGGGUCAGGGUUUUUCGUUUUUUUUGUUUUUUCCUGAACUGGAAAGCUACUACCUGUACAGCGUCUGUGUACGCCUCAUGCUCUGUUCAAGGCCGUCACAAAAGAACCGUCAGAGAGAACAGCCAACACGCAAAGCCCCCACACAGCUCUCGCUGCCGGCUGCUUGUGGGUGACAACGACAUGACGGAAGGUUUUCAGGCUCCUCACAAAGGAGAAGGGGAAGAAAAGAUCUUUUUGCUACGGAGAUAUUGUCCUGAAACCUCUUCCAUGGUUCUUUCCGUAUCAUUUCCCUUACAGAUUUGCAGAAAGAUCACGUCUUUCACUGCAUUCUCUGAACAAUGGUGUAGUCAAUUAAAAAGCAAACUUUCUUUUUCCUAUACCGAAGCCCUCUUCAGUUCCGUGCACCACGCUCCGUGGAUGGCCCCCGGGGAAGCUGUGGCUUCCCAGCCACGCGGACGUGCGGCUAUCUACCUGUCGAUCUCUCUGUCAUGUCUCUCAGUACAGAUGGGUAGAUAGAGCCCCAUUUACGGUCCUUACUACUUCUUGGGUCAGUUCGUACAGUUUCCUGAGACAAUAGAGUCACGAAAAUGUUGCUCUCUCCUAGAAAUCAUUGAGUAAGUAGACAAAGCGUGUUGGGGGUGGGAGUGGGGAGGGGACAAUGCUGUUCCUAAAGGCGGAGGUGUAUCUGUCCUGGUUGGGUGGCCAGGGAGACCCCGGGCAAGGGGUGCCCGCGAUUCAACCCUAUCUCAGGUCGGUGAGACCUGAGCCGUGCUCUUUUCUGGUACAGACAAAAGCGUUCUUUGACGGCCAGUGUCCUCGUCUCUCUCCCCACUGUCCACCCACCCCCAACACACAGACACAGUCACCUCGACAGUGACUUUCUCUUUCCUCUGUGCCAUAUGCUUCCUCCUGGGACAGGUAAUUGGCGCAGGGACUUUUUUUUUUUUUUUUUUAAUCCAGCUGAUUAGACCUAAUGGUUUCCAUGGCUGCUCAAACAAAGCCCAGAAAAAGACAUGAAUGUUCUCCGAAGAGCCCCGGGAGACAGCAGCCCCCCGAACGCAGAGCCUCAGCCGUACGCACCCCCGGCACUCUGCUCUGGAGAGGGAAGACCAGACUUCCAGAAAUACCAGCUCCAAAAGGGUACUGACCAGGGCCCUCGGAAGAAUUCAGGUUUUAUUUCCUAGACCCCCACCCCAGAACUGGGUUACCAUCACUUAUCAGCGGGCGGUGUGGUUUGGUGAGCCAUGAGAUUGAAAUGAUAAUGGAGAGAAGGGAGGCAUGGUGCCCAGGGUUCUGCGGUCUCCUGCGCCCUGGCCCUUGGAGAGCUUGGGCCACCACCUGUCAAAGUGCGCCCAGGUGCUGUGCCAGGGAAGAGCCACAUCAGAUGGGAGACACUGGCCUGAGGGCAGGGGAGGUCGAGGAGGUGUCCGGCUCUGGCAGAAAGAGGAUGCUGUCCAGACAGGCCCGAGGGCUGGCCACUCACUGGUCAUGGAAAGAUGUGACUGGUCCCUUCAGGGAAAAGGCAGGGGUUGAAAGGAAUGGCCAGAGAGCUGUGUGAGCAGGGUGGGGGGGAGGCGUGGCCCUCGCCCGCCAGGCCGGAGGGAGGGUCUCGCCCCCCAACAGGGAGGCCGGCUCCCCAGCCCCAGGGAGAGGCGCAGGGCGGGGACACACUCCGCUCGAAACUAAGUCUUUCCCCUCCCCUUUGGUCCACUUGAAUCAUUUUCUCAUACAAUGAGAUCAGGAGAGAGAUUUUUCCAAGCCUUAAUUUCAUGUCUGUGUGAAGGUCGCCCUCUCUUUGGCUUCAAGCGCCGACACAGGCCAGUUAUGGCAGCUAGGGGAGGAGUAGAGAGGGUAUGUGAGGUCUUGGGGCACUGGCUCAGGAAGAGGGGGAAGGGACAGAAGCCUGAGGUCCCUGCUGUUUCUGAAGUGAGGUCUCCUCCCUCACGGCACCACCCAUGCCUUCUACCGAUGUCCCAGGCCCUGGCCUCCUCACGGCCAAGUCCCUGCUGCUAACAUGCUUGGAUCCCCAAUCUUACUCCCCUUUCCCCUUGAACAUACCAGGAGGAGGUCAAAUUAUCCCCUUAGAGGUUAGGAAGGCAUUUGGGGGACAGUAGGUGAGCCUGGAGUCAGCCAGUGAGGUCCAAAAGGCCUGCAGGCCUGGGUGGUCAGCUUCCUUCCCUACAAUACAGAUCAGGCCAGGCCCACCUGUGGUGAGGUCACUGGGGUCUCCCGCUCCCCGGGGGCUCAGAGAGGGGCUCACCGAGGGCUCGCUGCAGGCAUCCUCCUGCCUGUAGGUGCUGAGGAUGGAGACUCACCAUCCAGGCCCUGGGGUCUGCUCUCAAUUUUCCUCUGCUCAACAUCAGACAUCCACACGGAGGUCUUUCUGAGAGCGAGCCCCCGAAUGUCAGCUGCCUCACAGCCCCCCAAGCCAAGGAGUGGGCCUGAAGUCGGGUCCACGCUGAACCCCUGUCCCCUCCUGGUCCAACUGCUCUGAGUGCCCUCAUAAGGAGAGAGAUGCCGCAGAGCUAUCCAGCCUCCCCAGCCCGCGGCAGCAUGUGAGGACACAGGGCUCGUGGAGACAAGCCCAGGGCCCAGGCUACCUACUGCUGCUGUCUAAAAUGCCCCUUCCACGGGCGGCCGACCUGAACCUUUACAGCCUCUAACUAGCCAGAACAACCUCGUUGGCCUCAGCAUCGACGAGUGUUUUCUGUGGCAUUUAUAGCAGGUUUUAAGUUUAAAAAAAAAAAAAAAAAGAGCCCAUGACACUUCUUUGGUUAAGUGGUUUACCCUUCGUGGUAAUUAGAUGUAGUGAUUAGAAUCUCUUUUCUAUUACAUGGCAAUUUUCCUUUAAAUUUCCCCUAAAAAAAAAAAAAAAGUGGGGGGUGCAGGGGGAGAAAAGGGGAGGCAGGAGAGGAGGCUGCCGGGCCAGGCGAGUCAUUUGCAUUUUGCGAAUGAGGCCUCUUGUAAGCUCAGCUCAGGCGUGGGGCCCAACGUAUGGAAUGCUUAAGAGAUUACUAAGAAUAAAAUCUAUUAAUUAGUCAUACUCAAUUCCGCAGACAUGAUGUGCAUCAAAAGCUUCUUUUCUUCCCUUUUCUCCUUCCCUUUUCCUGCGGUCUCCCCGAGGAAGCCUCCAUCUUCUCCAAAUUGGCUCCGGCUUCCUGGGCCGCCUCCACAGGAACAUGGCGGCCGCAUGGCUGACUAGAGGGCCUCUCCACCCAGGGCCGGAAGGCCAGGUUUGGGGGCAGGAGGUGGGGCAGUGGUCCCUUCCGGCUCUGAGGGACGCCGGCAGGAGAGGGGACAGCAGCUAGGGAGAUGGCAGUGGCUGCGUGGUGGCAGCGGGGGGACUGGGCUUCCCCACCCAGAGCCCAAGGCCCCUGCCUGCCCUGUGCCUCUUCUCCCUCCCUCUUCCUCCUUCCUCUAGGGGUCCAGGGAGGCCCACCAGGAGCAGAAAGUGAGGAGGGGCCAGGAAGGGUCUCCAGAGAGGUAGAGGAAAAGCAUGUUUUGUAAAUCCACAGCCUCAGUUUCCCCUUCUGCAAAGUGGAGGGCGGGCUGAAGCAGGGGUCGGGCUUCACCCCAAAAAGCUGGGGGCUCUAAAGGCCAAGUAAGGGCUCCUCCCUUGCACCGAUUCUGGAAGUUUCUAGUUGAUCCAUGGCAGGUGACAGAGGCCCAGAGUGAGAGGGACAGGUCGGUCAGGUGAGGCUCCUUGCAGGGCCUGGGGUGGCUGACAGGCCUGGAGAAGUGGCGGGCAGCGUGCCCAGGACGCCCCUGAGCCUCCCUCCUUCACCUGCUUGGAGCUGAGGCAGGAGGAAAGGCCAGUCCCUGCCCCCCUUACCCCACCAAGGGCAGCCCAAGUCCCAAAGCAAACCCACUCCACUCCGGAAAUCUGCUUCUUGCCGAACACACCAAGGAGGAAGACGGGGCUUCUGAGCCUCGCGCUUAUGAGAAAUACAACAAGGAAAAUUGGAUGCGGCAGACAGGGAGCAAUGGAGCUGGGGAGGCGACCAGGAGAGAGCUGGGGCAUGUGCUGGGAGGAAGGGCUCUGGGGUGCACAGUGGCCCGUGUCCCCAAGAACUGGACCUGCUCUCAGGGCCAGGAACACAGCCGGGGGCAGCUGUAGGCUCGCUGCGUGCCCUGUCCCUUCCCUGUGCUCGGAUCAGUGCAGGUGACGGGCGGAGGCCUCGAGCUGGCUAGGCGCCAGGGUGAGUGCUAACAAGCAAUUCACAGCCCUGCACAGGCCUUCCAGAAGGCAGACAGAGGAGGCAUCUUUUUUCUUAAGGAGGGAUAAAAAGGCUCAAAAAUGCAAAUCAUUACCGUUUACAACCAAGCGAGUCUGCUAAAUUGAUUAGAAGAGAUUAAAGUCCUUGGAGGUGAGGGGAAAGGGGGAUUUUUCGCAUGUUAUGAACCUGCCCCCAGUGGCAGUGUGCAAAGCAGGGCUUUUCCAGGCUGGCUCCCGGGCUGCCCCCCAACAGCCCCAGGAGGAGCUGGGGGUCUGCGAGGGCUGAUACCACACAGGCGGGAGCGCACAGUAACAGGCUGUGUUGGGCAGAGCCUGGACUCAAGCACUGCUCAGGGAAGGUACUUCUGCCCCGGUCGCCUGCCUUGUGCUUGGGCCUCUGGGACAGGGUGGGCUACUCGGCCCACAAAGGUCAUUCAGAAGCUGUCCCAGGCCCCAGCAGAGACUCCACCCCUGUCCUCCAGAUUCUGCCUGCCUUCAGGGAUGAAGGAGCUGGUCUAGUUAUUUAGAGAGUAAGACUCUAGGGCCAUGCACUUUUUUGCUUCCUUUCUGUCCCAGGGUGGGUCUGUGAUUCAUUCCUCCAGGAAAGGGUGCGGUGGCAACCAGAAAGGGAAAACUCAAAGUCAGGGAAGAGAAAUCCCCUGCUAGCACAGAAAUAAGAUAGUGAGCUCUCUGUCACUGGGAGCAUUCAAGUACUUGAUGGGGAUAUGGCUGAUCUUUUCCUCCCUAAGUCAAGGCCUUUGACUGUAAGACCCUGGUUUCUACCCUCAUUUUAUCAUUUCCCCAAGACCCUAUAUGGAACCUAUCAAGAGAUGUUUACUGUGCUGUUCAAAAUGACCAGCAUCCCCGAAAAGCCCGCAGCCGGGCCACCCAGACCUGUCAAAGAGCUGCUUGUGCCAACAGAAAUGCUUCAAAAUCCCCAUCCUCAGGGUCCAAGGGGCACCAGGAGAGGAAGCACAGACACGCUCGCUCCAUCUUGGAGUCUGGAGCUGGAGGCCGGAGGGUGACCACCCCCUGCGGCUGGUCCCUGUUCUCCAAGCUGGGACCCCCACCCUGCAGCGCGCCCUCUGAUGUCCCACCCCCGGCUCCCUUCCCCUCCCGACACACUGGCGCUGUGGGCUUCAUCCAUCCUUCCCAGCCAGGUUGACGGCUGCCUGGGGCAUUUUUCACUCUGUGUUUUUAAGCAUUUACCAUUUCUUUUGAAAUGGUCCAAGUAGUUGCCUGAAAUAUCCACAUCUGCUUCUUUAAAAACACUCACAAAAGGAUCCCCUUGGCUCCUGAAUCCCCCCCAAACACCCCUGGCCCCUGCCUCCCUUCUCUCCCCUCCACCUCUGCAUUUUUAAUGUAUUGUUUCUCUCUGCUUUUGGAAAUUCUCCCGUCACUGGGGUCAGCCGCUUCUCACCAUAAGUGGAGGUGCAGGUGUGCCUCAAACCCCCAGUGCUGCGGGGGCCAAGCCAGCCCUUUCUCCAUGUCACCCCCGAAAGACACUGUGCAGGAGGCCGAGCCGGUGAGCUACCCUACUCCCCAGACAGAGCCUGGCAGGCCCUGGGCUUUUUGGGACCACUGUCCCCGAAUGGCCCCUCCCGCUCCAUUACUAAGAUGCCGCACCCUGCGGAGGUCUGACCGGGGCCCCACUUCCUAGCAAAGCGAACCCCUCAGACACCUGCGGCCACCACGGUGCCCUGGGCCCUCUUUCCCACACCUACCCACACUGCCCCCCACUCCCGCUCCCACCUGAAAACCCAAAAGCCAGAGUCUGUGGAGAGUCCCUGCAGGAGGGUUGGCUGUCAUCACUCCAAAAUCACUUAUAGGGCCAUCAGGGUGAGUGGCCGCGCUGGCGAGAUGCCAGGUCCCCAUGCACCUCUGCACCCGGUCACUGAGGCCCAGCACAGGGCCUGGCACACAGGGGCGCUCCAUUCUCUCUUCUCAGAGCCUCCCUUCGCGUCUUGUCCGCCCGGUUUGCUGUCUGCCCGCCCCGGGCUCAGCGCAAAGGUCCCAGGCGGAUGUGCUGGCAAUGGCCUCCCUCCCAUCCCGCACCUGCCUCACCGGCAGCCAGCACGGGGAGGGGCCCCUCUCAGCGGCUUUUCCUCCCAGAAGCAUCUCACUCUGCCGUCCCUGGGACGCACAGAUCACCAGCUGUGAGCCUGAGGGGGGCAUCCGGCCACCGUGCCAUCUCUCACAGCCAGCUUGACUGUGACUCGGUUUCCUCUCGCCGAGCAGGGCCUCACAUAGGUGACACCUGGGUGUCUCCCCUUGCCUGAUGCUCCCGUCCAGACUCCCUGCUGUACCCACCGCCCCCCCAGCCACCGACCUGGAGGAACUAACCAGGCUUUCUCCUCAAGACAGAAAAACCAACGCGACUGGGCGACAAUCAGCUAACGCAGACACGGGGCGGCCGGGCUUACCUCCCCAGAGCCGGGCCACCGGGCUCCUCUCCUCUGCCCCUUGCAGGGCGCGUGUUUGCAGAAUGUCCUACCCAACCCUGGCUGGUCUAGUUUUUGGAAGGUUCUGGAUACCCAUGAAGAAGACACACCACCCUGAAACUGGCCUUAGGUGUUGUUUUGUUUUGUUUUUUAACCUAACCCAGCUGAGACACCCACUCUGGCGUCCAGAGCCGAGCGCCAGGCUGCAGCACGGGGCUGGGGUGGGGGGAAUUCUUUGGCUGGAGGACCCUGGUGCCUUCCAGCUGAUAAAGAGAUGCUGAGAGCCGUGGGGAGGAAGCCAAAUAGCCCAGCCUUGGAGGUUUGUCAUCUGCGAGGGAGAGAGACGGCGUUGGAGGCUUGGGGAGGCCACGGGGCUGUGAACACAGGCGAGCCUGGGCUCUGGCGCCCUUGUGCGGUGUGGCUGGCAGGAGCGGACGCCCGCUAAUUAUGAAUGUCACCAGGCAGGUGUGGACAGGGAGGUAAAGGCAGGAAGGAAACUAAGAGAAACCCCAUGCCUCAGCACCACAGAGUGACUGUUUGCUAAGAGCCACCGAUGACAAUUCCCUCUCCUGACGUUAAAAGGUUGUAUCUCAUUUGGUAUUGUAAAGAUUUCUGGAGCCACUCGGCCUUCGCUCCGUGGGAUCCAUUCCCAGCGGUCCAGGAGGAGGAGGAGGAGGAGGCCAGGGAGGGAUUCUUGGCCGACCCUGGAGGAUGGGACACAAGGCGGGGUUCGCGGCCACACGAGGGCUCGGGGAGGGCGGGCCCGUGACCAAGGCCCCUUCUGCCUUCCUGCCACCACCCUGAGCUUCUGCCGCUGGGCCCCCACCUUCCCCACCUGCAGAGCCAGCCCUGGGAGGCCAGGCGGACACUGCUCCUGGUCUCUCUUCCUCCUCCUCUUCGGAAGGGUAAAGCAAUCUCCAGGGCUGAGUGACGGGUCUCCCCGCACUGCGGCCUGCGGCCGUCUGAGACCGGGGUCCCGCCUGCCUCAGUCCCAACCUCACCCCCAGAUGGGGGUUUUCGGGAAACCGAGUCACCCAAACACCCACCACGACCACAACACAAACCAAAGUGCACUGCGAACCGCCCUUUGGCCUCCUUCCUGUAGGUGCCUUGAAACUUCAAUGUUGAGAUGAAUGUGAUUAACUAUUUGGUCCUUUUUUCUGUUUGUCUGUUUUCAUAUAAAAUGUCCAAGUCCAUUUUCCUUGUCCUUUCUUGAAAUAAAUAGAAAGAUUUAACUUU